Molecule: messenger RNA, 2172 nt
Organism: Gadus macrocephalus (Pacific cod)
Lineage: Eukaryota; Metazoa; Chordata; Actinopteri; Gadiformes; Gadidae
Product: acrosin
Exons: 5
Coding region: 335-1249 (304 amino acids)
Biological process (GO): proteolysis
Molecular function (GO): serine-type endopeptidase activity
Source: RefSeq, a predicted model, not a curated record
UAUCCCCCCCAAAAAAGCUCUCAGUUUACUUCAACUGUUUCCAGGCAGUCUUUGCCUCAAAUAUGGCGGCGGCGUUAACGUUUCGACGUUAACGUAUCGUAGCAACAUGCCGAAGCAUUCAAUGCGUUUGAUGCGCGUCGUUUCAACCUCCCAACAUGGUCAAAAUGUUGGCUGGGUAUACGGGGUACUUUUGGAUUGAAGUAAAGUACGGUAUUCCUUUAUUUCGACCCAAACUUUGUUAUUGUGCUGUUCUGUUGCCAAAUUCCCAUUACUGGUAAUCUGGUCGGAACGUAUUUAUCCAACGAUUGAGAAAAAAAAAAGUAGACCUACGCAAAUGGAUUGUAGGGCAUUUCUGAAGAUCCUUUGUGUGAUCAUUAUAUUUGCUAAAGUUUCAUCGCACGCAGGCUGUGGGAAACGGAGCCUGGUUGCCCGGCCGGGUGGAUCGCGCAUCGUUGGGGGUCGGGAAGCCCCCAUUGGGGCCUGGCCCUGGCUGGUGAGCAUCCAGAUCAAGGCGAGGCACCUCUGUGGGGGAACGAUCCUCAACAGUCUCUGGGUGCUCACAGCAACUCACUGCUUCAGAAAUUACCCCACUGCCAGCCACAGAUACUUCAAGGUGGUGGCCGGAUUAGACGUGCUCUCCACGCCGGGAGAACACUCUCAGAGCCGGUCCGUGCACAGACUGAGAGUGCACGAGCGUUUCAGCGCGGCGACGUUCGACAACGACGUGGCCCUGGUGCGUCUGGCCUCUCCUUGGACCUUCGACGACUACGUGCAGCCCGUCUGCACCCCCAACAACCUGACCCACGAGCUGGGGCUCAACCUCAGCCUCUGCUUCGUCACGGGGUGGGGGAGCGUGUCGUAUAAUGGUGUGGGCGUGGACAGACUGCAAGAGGCGGAGGUGGAGAUCAUCCACACCUCAAGGUGUAACCAGGCGGAUUGGUACAACGGUGUCAUCUCAGACAACAUGAUCUGUGCCGGGUCAGAGGCAGGGGCUGUGGAUACGUGUCAGGGGGACAGCGGUGGGCCUCUGCAGUGCUACAGUGAAGACGAGGACAGCUUCUACGUGGCCGGGGUGACCAGCUUCGGGGAGAAGUGUGGCCUGCCUCACCGACCAGGGGUGUACGCCCAGACCAGCAGGUUCAGCACCUGGCUGGAGAGAACCCAGGCAGACGCCUCUUCUGCACCGCCACGUCGCCUAGCAACAGCUGCCUCCAUCACACUCCUCGGCACGAAUUUGAUGCUAGUCUGAGGAGAAGGACGAAGUCACCUACAAACCACUUGGCUCCAACGUCGGAGCGUUUAAUUAAUAUAUAUAUAUAUAUUAAAGGUUCCCAACCAUAGCUGGAUUAAAUGUGAUCAUUUGUAUCAUCAAGUAACAGUGAGAGUGGGUUAACCAUAUGAAAAUAUAUCCAUACAGCAUUUUGUUGUUUAGAAAGUUUAUCGUUUUCAGAAUGCUUCAGUGUUUUAGACAUAUACCGGUAGACAUUAUGUGAAUGUUUUGAAUGACUACACCAACCAUUUCAAAAUGUAUACUACAUGUGGCUUAUUAACUUAACAAAUGUUAAGUUAUUUCCAAACAAAUAUUAUUUGACAUUAAGAUUAUGUUUAGACAUGGUUAUAACUUAUAACCCGCCACAACGAAUCUUGAAUAACCGCUUUGGGAUCAAACGGUUUCCUUUAGUUAUCAAUGAUAAACCUCCAUUUGAUUACAUAUUUAGUUCUUCACAGAAUAAUACUUUUAAACACUCUUGUUUUAUAAGGAUACUUUAAUACAGAUUUUACGAUGCAAUUUGAUUUUCAUCAAUGCCAUCAAACCUAUCCUUAUGUAAACCUAAUUUUGAAGCCGAACUGUGAAGUGAGAUAUGUUCUUCAGUCACAUAAUGACUGCGGAAUAUAUUAGUCAUAUCCACCUCAAUGGAGCUAUAAUAAAGCCUCAAGGUGAAGAUAAAAUGAAAAAUAACUGAUGUAAUCACUGUGGAACCAUAACUGUUUAAAAAAAGCGCAUUACUGUCUCCUAGCGGAGGAAAAGAGAUACGCUCCUGCCCUGACCGCAUCUUUUAAUGUCAGCAGAGAAAAGAACGACAUCAUAUGUUGCAAUACUAAGCAACUUGAAAAUAAAUAUAAAUAUGGUUUGAACUUUGGUUAGAAUGUUUCGAUAGUUAUAUAUACAUG